AUGAAGCAAAUUCGAGAAAAUGUUUUGAAUGAAACAAAAAGUACAAAUGCAGUUUAUUCUCAUCUUACGAAUAGGAGCACCAAAGUUAUAUAUGGUGCGCCUCCUAAGACCACAUCUACAACUCAAAAAUCAAGUCCAUCAAAGUUACCAAAACUUAUUCCAAGAUCACAAACAAAACAAGAAACGAGAUCAGUUAUAAAUGUUUUGGAACCAAAUUCCGAGAACAAUUAUAACUUUCCAAAGAGAAAAACCGCUGCUUCCCGAAUUUAUAAUCCUGAUCGAUUAAAGAUUUACGAUAUCGGUCAUCGGGAGAAAGAUAUAGCUGUUCUCUCGGGAGCCAGGUUUUCUGAAGAGUCUUUAAUUACAAUUUAA
This is a messenger RNA of Trichomonas vaginalis G3, 372 nucleotides long. RefSeq lists its product as uncharacterized. NCBI's taxonomy places the organism in Eukaryota, Parabasalia, Trichomonadida, Trichomonadidae. The transcript has a single exon. The record is from RefSeq and is a predicted model, not a curated record. The coding region runs from base 1 to 372 and encodes 123 amino acids.